Messenger RNA from Dacryopinax primogenitus, 1545 nucleotides. RefSeq lists its product as uncharacterized. The record is from RefSeq and is a predicted model, not a curated record. Gene Ontology annotation, molecular function: DNA-directed DNA polymerase activity. Gene Ontology annotation, cellular component: nucleus; delta DNA polymerase complex. The transcript is spliced from 8 exons. Bases 1 to 1545 code for a protein of 514 amino acids. Gene Ontology annotation, biological process: DNA synthesis involved in UV-damage excision repair; DNA replication; nucleotide-excision repair, DNA gap filling. NCBI's taxonomy places the organism in Eukaryota, Fungi, Basidiomycota, Dacrymycetes, Dacrymycetales, Dacrymycetaceae.
AUGUCGACCUCUGAUCUCUUGACCAAACUUGUACUUCAUGAAAAGCAGAUUGUCACAUAUCGCACCUUGUCCCGCCAGCAGGCGAUCCAUGUGAACCAAGCCAAAACUGCACUUGCGGAGUUCUAUCACUCCGCUAAAGAUAACAACUCCUCUGCCAUCCAUGCGACAUUUAUUGUAACGGGUCUAGCACGACCCAAAUCAAAGUCGACAAAUGGCGCAAUGGACGAUACGAUGGACCUUGAUAUUCCAUCCUCCUCUCAGCCACAAGAGGCUGAUGUGACAGAAUUGGGAACGGACAAGGUGGUGAUGUGUACAGAGGAGACAUUGGAGGCGACUAAAGCAGAUUUUGCGCGGGUGAGGACCAUACAUGUAUAUAGCUUGAGUGCUGCUCCGAUUAAGGAUGCAAGUACGUUGGCCACUGCUCAGGAUGCGGUACGUGCUACGGAUGCCGGCGCCUCUCAGGACCAAUUACGUGCGUUUGGAGUGGUCAUCGGCGACGUUUCGGUAACUGCAGCGAAAUCGAACACAAAAGGCAAGAGCAAGGCAGCGGUGCCUCCCUCCGCCCCUGCUGUGAAACCAGCCCCUGUGGAAAAGAAGCUAGAGGCUGAAGAGAAGAAGGUCGAGCCUGCAGGAAAGAAACCGGAUGCCCCCGAAAAGAAGAGUUCGAGCAGGAACGGAACGCUCAACUCUGGCGCUGCUAAGCCGAAGGAGGAGAUGAAGUCGGGUAAGGAGGCGACUCCUCCGGCAAAGGAAGUGAAGGUGAAGAAAGAGGAAGGGUCACAGAAACUCGGGCAGCAGCAAAAGACCGAAAUGUCGAGUUCUAGUCUCACACGGAAACGUGGGCUCCUUCAAUCAGAGGAUGAGGGAGACGCGCCCGUUGUGAAACCCAGCGGCUCGAGGUCCAACAGCACGGCUAAGCCUAAAUCUAAGCAACGGCUUCCUGUCAAGCAAGAGGAGGAACAGGAUGAAGGUACUUCUGCCCGCCGUAGGACCAAGAAGACGGAUUCAAGAGCUCCAAAAGCACAAACCGCCGUUGAAGCAAGCUUGGCGGCGAUGUUCGACGAGUCUAGUGACGUGGAAAUGAAGCCUACCGCACCUGAGCCUGCCGUACCUGAGCCUGCAGCAAAGGAAGAGCGGAUGGAGGCUGCGUUUGAAGACGAUGAACGACCGGAAGAGGAACCGGACGAAUCGGAAGCUCAUGUUAUCGACAAACCCCAAAGGAAGCGUCGCGCGAAGCCGAAACCCGCGGAAGGAGCCAUUCUUAUGAAAGAUGGCAGGAAGAAGAGACGCGUUGUUAAAAGCCGGAUGACAACGGACGAGAAAGGCUACAUGGGGAUGGAGGACUACUCAGAGUACGAAACAGUAUCCGAAUCAGAAGAGUUGACGGUACCGGAGAAGGCAAGGAAGUCAACAGCGAAAAAGGAAGCGAAGCCGAAGGAGACAGUGAAAGAAGAGGUGCCGAAGCCGAAACCAAAACCAAAACCAACCACAAAAUCCGGUGGGAAGGCCGGAGGCAAGUUGAGCGAUUACUUCGCAAAGAAGUAA